This is a messenger RNA of Heterobilharzia americana, 2355 nucleotides long. The record is from the annotation of a GenBank genome assembly. Lineage: Eukaryota; Metazoa; Platyhelminthes; Trematoda; Strigeidida; Schistosomatidae.
AUGGGUAAAGGAGAACUAGUAUCACAAAGUUCACCGGCAUCCAACAGACUACUAAUUAGUAGACGAAUUAGUAAAAUAUUCAGAAAAUUGGCGAAAGAUAUAAAAGUAAUAAAUACCGAUAAGGAACCCCAACCAACAUAUGAAUCAAACCAUAACAGUAAUGAAAAUGAUAUCAAACCGAAGUCAGUAGGUUGUGAAGAGGAAAUCCCCUCUGAGGACAGUGAUUUGAAAUACAGUUGUGAAGAAUAUUCUUCUCCUAGUAUACAUACAAGUCCGAGAUCUGUAUCAUCCUCAUCACCAGUAUCAGUACUGUCAAAUCGAAUGAGAAUAAGUCCUACCACAACGCAAGCGUUUCAGCAUCCACUUGCAAAAUCAUCAAAUGAAAGCAUUUCACCUCGAAAAAUCAAGCCUUCACCUAAACAAAUCAAAAAUUCAAUGAAACUUAAAUCGAAACACAGAGCUGAACAGUUUUCAAAUGAAUUCAGUGAUCAGCAAGAAGACUUGAAUUCAGUGUCCUUAAGUGAUAAAGUCAUCGAAAGUAAAGAGAAUGAAUAUGAAGCGAUGGGACAGUUGGAACCAUGGCCUAUAGCUACUGACUUAAGUUUCCUACGAAGAAAAAAUCAGUUAUAUGAUAUCAAUGAUGAAGAUAUUCCAGUGUCAUCAAAUUUAAUUAUAAAAAUACAUGCAGAAUAUUUAUUAAAUGCAUUAAAACAAUCUACUGUUCAGUUAUCAAGGAGAGAUUUAGAAAUACAACGUUUAGCAGCUAUCAACAAACGUCUAGGUGAACAGUACAUUAUGGAUAAAGAAAGAAUACUGAUAGAGAACAAACAAUUAGAAGCAGAACUUUCAGAAACACGUCAAAUGCUAAUGACAAUACAAGAAAGAGACAAUCAAAUUAUCCGACAUAUUGGACGUGUUGAAGCUGACAUUAAAGAGAAUACAUUGAAUAAACAUAAUGCAGAUGGAAUAAUAGCCAAUUUAAAGGCAGAACUAGAAAGGAAACAAGCCAAAAUUGAUGCACUCACAGUGAAACAGCAUAAAGAUGCUGCUCGUGAAAUAAAAACACGGAUUAUUCUUAAUGAAUUGAUUGAAUUAAAAGGGAAUAUUCGUGUCAUUAUCCGAUGCAUAUCUCGUUCAAAUGAAGAAAGUGCAUUCACCAGUGUUGAAGAUGAUACUUUAAUUUUAAAACCAAUAUCAAUGAUAUAUCCCUUACAAGAAUGCGCUAAACGACCUAUCAUACACUUCUUUAAAGUUCAUCGUCUAUUUCCACCGAAUACACCACAAAAAUCUAUUUAUACAGAAGUUAGUGAAUUGAUUACAUCAUGCGUGGAUGGAUAUACUGUAGCUAUAGUAACGUAUGGUCAAAAUGGCACAGGAAAAACCUAUACAAUACUUGGUGCACAAGGUAAACCAGGGAUUAUUCCAAGAGCAGCUCGUCAGUUAUUUACAGAAUGUCAACAACGUCAACCUGCUUGGACGUAUAGAUUAAGCAUAGCGGUUGUACAAAUAUACAAAGAGAAUAUUAUCGAUUUGCUGGCUGAACCAGAACAACCAACUAAAAAGCAUCAUCUGAAAAAGAUCACAAUACACGAUAAUGGGGAACAGAUUAUUUUACAUGGUGCCACUGAAAAGGAAGUUAGUUCAGAAGAAGAAAUUUUAGAAGUUAUCCAUAAGGCUAGAUUACGUCGAUAUGCUUCCUCGAAAGUACUCCAAGCAUCCUUAUCGAAUCUACACUUUAUCAUUAUUAUACGUGUUCGAGGAGCCUGUCUACUUGCAAAUCAUGCCAGUGAAAUACAUCAAUCAACACCAAGACAUGUGGUUAGCUCGACCAAUAUGAGCGCAAAUACAACAGGAAUUCCUUUGCAAUACUUGAAUACACCAUCGUCACCAGCAUAUGAUGCUCUCCAGUUAAAUAAGAAUGCUAAAGGAAGACAGGAGAAUAGAAAUUUACUAUUUGCCACUCAUGGUCUACUGAUGUUUGCUGAUUUGGCAGUAGACAAUAACACUAGCAAUGAUAAAUCUCAUGCAGUCAAAUGCAUGGAUACUUCUCUGGUGGUACUGAAUCGUGUCAUGACAAGCUUAAGUGAAAGAGAAGCAGCAUCACGAAAACAUGUACACAUACCAUUUAGAGAUUCAAAGUUAACGCAUAUCCUUAAACCAGCUUUGUCUGGUGAUGCAAAAUUUCUACUGAUCAUCACAUUAGAUAUUCAAAAAUCCCACUUGAACACAAGUUUAAAAAGUCUACAGUUGGCUACAACUGCUUCUUCUAUCUGUCUAGGUAAAGCUAAACAAAAUAUUGCUGAUAAGAAGGGUAUAUACACAUCAUUAUAUCCAUAUGCAUCACGUGUUGAUUGA